Papilio xuthus (Asian swallowtail) is the source of this 6094-nucleotide messenger RNA. Its product is annotated as ankyrin repeat and BTB/POZ domain-containing protein 2. Lineage: Eukaryota; Metazoa; Arthropoda; Insecta; Lepidoptera; Papilionidae. The transcript is spliced from 24 exons. The coding region runs from base 13 to 5151 and encodes 1712 amino acids. The record is from RefSeq and is a predicted model, not a curated record. Gene Ontology annotation, molecular function: protein heterodimerization activity.
CGCGGCGCAGACAUGCUGUGUUCUGCGCGCUGCUCCUGCUUCCUGUGCCGCGAGCUGCAGUCCUGCCGUGCCGCUGACGCCAGGAAGCCGCCCAACAAACACAAUAUGGCCGACAACUUUAUACUCAAAAAGGCGGAUGCCUGGGAGCCUAUAAAAUUUAUCCGCGGCGCCGCGAGACUCUCCGUAAGGCACUGGCAGAACAGAGAGCCUCAGGCCCACCCCAAGGCCAGGAUAGCUACGCAUAAGUCGACGAGCUGUGAACAGCUGUAUCCGAAAUCUGAAGAAGAACCCGGUCCCUAUCCUCUCCGGAAAGCUCCCAGCACGGACAGGAUCAAGCCGCAUACGGAACAUAAACCACUGUUUAAGUUACUAGGAAAUGCGCGACCGAAAAAAGUUAACAAUAACGAACCUUCGGAAUCUAAAGUGCGGAGGAGUGUGCUCAACUUUAGAAAAAACGAAGGUUCGCCUUCGAAGUCCACACACGAGAAAUACAUCCCCUUGCCGCAGGUGUCCUCUCACAAGGAGCUCAUUUACAAUGAACCCAAGCACUGGGCGUCGCAGCUCGACGACUGCUGUCGACCGCCUGUGUACAAGAGUGUCGAAAAAAAGAAAGACGAUACCAAAGGUUCCGUAGCCGAGAAAAAGAUUUACAAUAACAGACCGCCCUGCUACGAGGAGUUGGCCGAACGGUUGUCACAAGAUAAAAAUAAAAAAACGAAACCCGUUGUAGACGGAGGACUGGCAAACAAAAUUACCCAAAACAACAACAAAGUCGUUAUUUACUUCGGAGACUCCAUCAUCCGGAAGCAUAGUGAGCAGAAGAGGGAAGAAAAAGAAACUAGACAGAGAGAGGCAACACCUUCGAAAGAUGAAGCUAUAUAUGUGAACCGUAUAGUAGAAGAUGCCAAUAAUGUGAGCGUGAGUAGAGAAGAAGACAAGGGCGGGACGCAGAUGAUAUCAGAAAUCGAAGUGCCCGAGGCCAUAUAUGCAGAGAUAAAACCUGAAGGUGAAUUAGAAGUUCCAGAAGUGACUGCUAUCAAUGACGCGACGUACAAGAAGGACGUGUUCGAAUCUGUGAGCCCAGAUGGGUUUCUGGUGGUGGAGUUUGAGGGUAAUUUUGAGAGAGCUCGGCAGCUGGUGGAGCUGGUGCACGGCGGCGGGGAGCGGCACGAAGCCACUACGCUGGACGAUGAGGACCAAUGCGACUGGAGCUUCAUACAGGACUGGAGGAAACGACCUUCAAGCGGUUGCCGGCCAUCCGAAGAAGCAUCUUGGAGUGGAGCAGCAGGGGUAUCCAGUGCCGUACCUGUCAAUGUUACCAGCACUGCAACUGGCGCCGGUGCUGGGGGCGUGGCCGGUGCUGGAGUAAGCGGCGCGGGGACUGUCACCAGCCCCGGUGCUGUCAGCGGCGCGGGGGGAGCGCGGGCGCUACGCGUGCGCGUGUCUGGAGGCGCGGCGCCUGCGCACGCGCGACGUCUCUCCCCUCCCCCGCCCGCGCAUCGGGCUACAACUCCCCCGCCACCCUCCGAUUUGCCUAAUAAACCCAGUCACGAUGAGUGCGGAGCAGUGGCCGAGGCGCAAUCCGUUCAGUUGGCGCAGUCGGUGCAGUUGGCGCAGUCGACGCAGGCGCAGUCUGCGCAGGCGGCGCAGCUGAAGCCGGUGGCGGCGGUGUCGCAGCUGACGGUGGCGAGCGCCCCGGUACGCAGCGCGCCCGCGCAGAGCAGUCACGCUCUCGACCGCCGCGCCAGACACGAGCACCAUCACCGCGCACUCGACACAGCGCCACAAAUACAGAAUGGAGUCCGCGAGUGCAACAGCAGCUCGGACGAGAACCGGUCCUCAGGGCACGCCUCGAUGUCGGACAGCGGUGGCGCGGAGGCGCGCGAGGAGCCGCGCCGCGCCCGACAGCCGCCGCACGCGCGCACCAAGCACCGCCCACACAACAAGUUACAGUCGCCGUGGCCAGGAGGCGGCGGGCUGGAGGACAUCAGGUCCGCCAUCAAGCAGCUGACGCUGCGCUCGCGCGACAGCAGCAGCACGGCCACCAGUGGUGCCUCCAGCGGCGGCAACACCGGCCCGCCAGACGGUGGCAGCGCGGCGGACUCUCGGCGCCGGCGCGCACCUCUCGUGCGCCAGCCCUCGCUCGACACAGUCUGCACCAACGUCACCAGCGCCGAUGAGUUCGUCUGGGUCGACUCCCACAACAGACUGGUGGAGCUGCGGUGCGUGCCGUGGACGGCGAGCGAGGUGGCGCGCGCGCUGCAGGCCGGCCGCUGCCGCGAGCUGGCCGCCGGCAUGGCGCCCGACACCCCGCCGCGCCUCGCCUACCUGCUGCAGAGGGCGCUCGUACGGGUGGCGCGGGAGGCGCAGCGCCUAUCGCAAAACUUCGGCUUCUGUUCGAAGCACGAGGUGGCCGGCGCCUUCCGCAUCGUGCUCAGCACCGCGCUCGCAGACUCUUGCAUCAAGGGGUGUCAGCGCGCGGCGACGAUGUACGCGACCUCGGGCAGCGCGGCGCGGCGGCUGGGCUCGGCGGCGCGCGCGCGCACCUCGCUGGCGCCCGGCCGCUUCCAGCGCUGGAUGCUGGACGUGCGCGUCGCGCCCUUUGUGCACGAAUACGCGGCCAUCUACCUGUGCGCCGGCAUGGAGACGCUGCUGGAGGAGAUCGCGCUGCUGGCGGUCGCGGAUGGCGGCGGUCCGCUCUCUCCCGCCGCGCUCGACCACGCGGUGGCGCACUGCGCCGAUCUGUGGGGGCUGCUGCAGCCCUACAGCCACCUCAACGCCGGCCGCGUGGCCUCAGGUGCUCUCUCUCUAUCUCGCUGGGAGUCCAUGAGCUCGGUGGGCUCGGGGUCGUCGUCGGGUGCGCCGCGUCCCGAGCACCGCCAGCUCGGCCUCAGCCAUGACUCCGGGAUCACGACUAAUGGAUCAGGAGGUUCCGGGACGUCGGCGGCGUCGGGCGGCAGCUCGGGCGCAUCGGCCGCGUCCGGCGCCUCGGUGCUGCUGACGACCUGCGCGGGCUCCGCGGCCGAGCUGCGCGCCGUGCUGCGCCGCGUGCAGCCCGCGCUGCCGCCGCUCUCGCCCGCCGCCGAGCGCGCGCUCUACUACUACAUGCGAUGCUCGCAGCUGGAGCACUCGAGUGGGCCCGGAGGCGUGUCCGCCGUGUCUGGCGUGUCGGGUGCGGCGGGCGGGUGCGCGGCGUGGGGGGCGGCGCUGUGGGGCGAGCGCGGCGCCGGCGCGCUGCCGCCGCUGGGCGAGUGGGUGAGAGCCGCGCGCGCUCACGCCGCCCUGCGCGCUCCGCCCGCCACGCCGGACGCAGAUGACGUGCGCCAGGCCGCGCGCCUUCUCCUGCCCCACGCCGACUGCCCUCCCAGACCUGUCGGGGCGGAGGAGGAGGUGGAGCCUGCGUGGGCGCGGUGCUCCCGCAGCGCGGAGGAGCUGGGCCGGCUGGCGCUCUCGCUGGCACACCGCGCCCUGCUGGCGGGCCGGCCCGACCUGCUGGGCGGGGCGCGCGCGCUUCUGCCGGCGCACGGCCUGGACGCGCCCGACGCCGCCGGCCUCACCGUGCUCAUGAAGGCGGCGCUGGCCGGCGAUGAACACGUUGUAGCGAUGCUGCUGGAGGCGGGCGCGGACCCAAACGUGGAGACGGCGGGCGCGGCGGCGCAGCAUUCUGCGCUGCUGUCCCCGCGCUCCCCCGCGCACGCCCCGCACGCUCCGCCCGCCGCCACCUCAGAUCGCUGCUCCUGGACCCCGCCCACCGCGGGAUGGACGGCGCUGGUGUACGCGUGCGGUCGUGCUGGUCCCGGCGCGCUGGAGGUGGCGCGGCGUCUGCUGGCCGCCGGCGCACGCGUCGACGGCGCGCCCGCCCGCGGUGACGACGUCUGCACGCUCACGCCGCUGCAGGUGGCGUGCGGUGUCGGCAACCUGGAACUGGUGCAGCUGCUGCUGGCGCACGGCGCGGACCCCUUCCUCUCCACGCAGCGCACCGACGCCCUCUGCUACUCCGCCGCCGCGCAGUACGGCUGCUACAGUGCGGUGGCGGUGUGCUGCUCGCACGGGCGGCGCGCCUGCCUGCUGGCGGCGGUGCGGGGCGGGCGCGGGGCGGGGGCGGGGGCGGGCGCCGUGCUGUCGCUGGAGGAGGUGCUGGCGGAGGGCUCGCCGCCACCCGCGGGCCGCGCGCCUCCCUUCACCAAGCAGCAGCAGCGCGCUCUGCACGACGCCAUGUACUACGCGGCCGAGAGCGACCACCUCGACAUAACGCUGGAGCUGCGCGCGCUGGGCGUGCCGUGGUCGCUGCACGCGUGGACGCUGUCGCUGGCGGCCGCCGCGGACGCCGCGCUCGACCACGUCAUCGACCAGCUGCUGCAGGACUUCCUGCAGGUGUGUCCGUCUGACGACAGCCACUACAGCAAUCAAUUCAUCUACGAGUGCCUCCCGCUGCUGUUUAAUAUCCUCCGGUACAGCAAAAAGGAGGGCACGGUGCUGCUGCUGGCGGACAUCCUGUGCGCGUGCUACGGCUGGGAGGCGGUGCCGCGCGUGCAGGAGCCGCCGCCCGCCGCGCCCGCGCCCGCACGCGUCGACCCCUCCUACGUCAACAACCCCUCGCUGGCCGACGUCACCUUUCGGGUUGAGGGGCGGUUGUUCUACGGACAUAAAAUCGUGCUGGUGUCGGAGUCUCCGCGGCUGCGCAGCAUGCUGGCCCCCGCGCGCGCCGACCUGCCGCCCGCCGCGCCGCCCCUCGUGCAGAUCAACGAUAUACGAUACCACAUCUUUGAGCAAGUGAUGAAGUACCUGUACUGCGGCGGGUGCGCGGGGCUGCAGAUCCCGGAGGGUGACGUGCUGGAGGUGCUGGCGGCCGCCUCCUUCUUCCAGCUGCUACCGCUGCAGCGGCACUGUGAGGCGCGCGCCGCCGCCGCACUCGACCUGCACAACCUCGUCUCCGUCUACAUACACGCCAAGGUGUACGGGGCUACGCAACUGCUGGAGUACUGCCAGGGUUUCCUGCUGCAAAACAUGGUGGCUCUGCUGACGUAUGACGACUCAGUGAAGCGACUGCUGUUCGGCAAGCGGCUGCCGGGCCACAACGUGCUGGGCGCGCUGCUCACCACGCUGCAAAAGAGAAUAGAGUCCAGAAAGGGGCAGUCAAAGAGUAGGUAGCAAAAGAGUGACGAUCAAAUAGUUACUAACGAACAGCAGUCAAAGAGUAGGUAGAGUUAGGUCAUAGAGUUAGAAGUCAGAGGCGCUGGACCUUCGUUCAAUGUCCAAAGUCUGUGAAUACAUUUGCUUUCUUCAGUUAUUAAAUGUAAAGCAGAAAAUAUUAUUUAAAUGUAAUUAAAAGUCAACAUCUAUUUUUAAAUCAAAUUUAUUUUUGUACACUUCAAUUUUUCUCAAUAAGUAACAAAUGUAUGUUAAAUAGUACGUAUACCUUAUUUGUAAUAUCACGGUGACACGUUCGAUUUACGUAAUGUGUUUUAUAAUUUUUUUAUUGUAACUUUUCAAAUAUAAACACACUUAUAAAAUACAGAACUUAAUUUUAUUGAAUAUUGAUUGCAACAAAUAUAUCAGUGCACGUACUGUCUGGCUGUAUUUCUGUCCGCAAAGCAGGAUGAAGUUUGUUCCAAUCUCCGGAACAACUUCAUCCGGCUAUGGUCUAAUUUUUUCACUAAUAAAAUAACUCGUAUUAUUUUGUUUGUAAAAUUCAUGGUUUUCAAGAUUUAUAUUUAAUUUAUUUAUUAAUAACUAAAAGUGUUGAAUAAAAAAUGUAAUGACUACACAUUUAAAAUCGUAUAUAUAUUCUACAUAACUUAUUACUUUUUUCUGGUAAAUAAAAAAAAUAAUCCCGUAUAUGUAUGAUCUUUAAAUUAUAUUGUAUUUUGUAAUUUUGAAUAGUUAAUAAUAACUGAUGAAGUUAUGUCAUGUUUACGAUAAUUUUACUCUGUUUAAAAACAAUACGCACAAAAUAAAUUAUAACUCAUAGUGGCUUUGUUUUUGGUUGAAAUGUUUGUGUUGUAUGUACAAAAUAAUCAUUGAUAUUGGACAUUGUAUAAAUCUCAAAUCAUCUUUAAAAAAAAGUAAAUAAGUAAUCUAUUAUAUAAGUACA